Molecule: messenger RNA, 1349 nt
Organism: Scheffersomyces coipomensis
Lineage: Eukaryota; Fungi; Ascomycota; Pichiomycetes; Serinales; Debaryomycetaceae
Product: aldose reductase
Exons: 1
Coding region: 371-1318 (315 amino acids)
Molecular function (GO): oxidoreductase activity
Source: RefSeq, a predicted model, not a curated record
UGUUUAAUAUUAACUCUAAUUAACUCUAAUUAACUAAUAUGUGUAGAUCACUAACAAUUGUUAUACACUAUCAAUUCAUUAUGAUGUAAAUCCAGUUAUGAAUUAAACUGUUAAAAUACGUUACCCACCACAAAUAAUAAAUUAUUUGUGGUGGCUAUUUGAAGCUCAAAUUCCGCGAGCCUCACUUUCCGUUUUCGGUUCUAGUUCCGACAACCGUUGAUAAGGAACCUCAAUCAACACAAAUAUGACAAAUUCUUAUAAUCCCUAAAGAUAUGAAAAUAAAUUUUUAUAUAAAUCUGUCGUUAUUUGCUUGUAGGGACUAUUUCCAAUCUGUUAAACUUUUACUACUUCAUUAUACCAAGUUCAAACAAUGACUGUCGAAUUACAUCCUCAAUUCAAAACUAAAUCAGGUGAACCAAUUACCAUUGGUGCAGGAUCAGGUACUGCUGUGAAAGCUCUUAAAAGAGCUGAUCCAACCAAUACUGAACUUUUAGACGGAAUCGUUGAUAGAUUAACUUAUUCCAUCAAUGUGGGUUAUAAUCAUUUAGAUACUGCUGAAGUUUAUACUACUCAUCCUGAGAUUCAUAAAGCAGUGGUGAAAAGUAAAGCUCCAAGAGAAAAAUUAUGGAUAACAACUAAAUAUAUUGCUGCAAGUCCACAUGUGGGUAAGACUAGUGGAAGUCCAUCAAAGUUUGUUAAAGAAGCUCUUGAAGAACUUGAUACUGAUUAUAUUGAUCUUUUAUUGAUCCAUCAUCCAUUUUUCACCACUGAUAGUGCCGGAAUUGAAUUAGAAGAUGCUUGGAAAGAACUUAUUGAUGCAAAGAAAGCUGGUCAUGUUAGAUAUAUUGGGGUUUCAAAUUUUGCUGUUGAACAUCUUAAAAGAAUCAUAGCUGUCAGUGAAAAGGAAGGUAAAGAAUAUUAUCCUGUUGUCAAUCAAAUUGAAUAUCAUCCAUAUUUACAAAAUCAAUCUGAAGGAGUGGUUGAUUUUUCAAAAGAACAUGGAAUUUUAAUUGAAGCUUAUGGUCCAUUAACUCCCCUUUUCAGAAUCACUGAUGAAUCAGGAAAUGUUAUUGAAGAUCAUCCAUUGAAACCAAUAUUACCUGAAUUAUCUAAAAAAUAUAAAAAAUCUGAAGCUCAAGUAUUAUUAAGAUACGUUUUAGAUAAGGGUAUCUUACCAAUUACAACUUCAUCUAAAAAUGAAAGAAUUAAAGAAGCACUUGAAAUUUAUGAUUUCAAACUUAGUAAAGAUGAUGUUGAAUUAAUCGAUACCGAAGGAGCUAAAUUCCCUUACAGAGCCUUCUUUAAAGGAAGAUUUUAAUAAUCAUUAUCAUAUUUGUUCAAACUUUUUU